Molecule: messenger RNA, 774 nt
Organism: Penicillium angulare
Lineage: Eukaryota; Fungi; Ascomycota; Eurotiomycetes; Eurotiales; Aspergillaceae
Gene: med7
Product: mediator complex subunit MED7
Exons: 2
Coding region: 1-774 (257 amino acids)
Biological process (GO): regulation of transcription by RNA polymerase II
Cellular component (GO): mediator complex; core mediator complex
Molecular function (GO): transcription coregulator activity
Source: RefSeq, a predicted model, not a curated record
AUGGACGAUCCUAAUCAGCAACGUGCAGUGCCUACAGCCUUUGCGCCGCCCCCACCACUGUGGAAAUACUUCACGCGCGACAACCUUGAUAAGCUAGAUGAGAUCAAGAACGAGGCGUCAAAGAAAGAAAACGGCCAGCCUGAUCGGACUAAGCAGUGGUCAGGGGAAGAACUGCGUGCGCUUGAUGUCCCCCCAGAACUUCGCUUCCUCGUGCCACCAGAGGCCCCAACGAGCGAAUACUCAGUGUUUGGUGAAUUACAAAGCCUUUCUACAACAUUACCCUCCUUAAAAGACCAGGACAUCGAACAGCUCUACCCCGAACCUGGUGCAGAUCCCAACCAAGACCCUUCGAAGCCUCCUCAACCGUUGAACCAUGCCUAUUACCUGCUGAAGAUCAGCAAAUCGCUUCUUCUUAACUUCUUGGAGUUCGUCGGAAUUUUAUCGGAAUCACCAGAGCAAUUCGAGCCAAAGGUCAAUGAUAUGCGCAAUAUGUUUAUAAACGCACACCAUCUACUCAACCUGUAUCGCCCACAUCAAGCUCGCGAAUCUCUCAUCAUGAUGAUGGAGGAACAGCUACAGCGGACCAAGGAUGAAAUCAAACAGAUGGACAAGAUGAAAACCGACAUUGAAGCUGCCCUUGAAGAAUUACAAACAGAGGGCUACCGUAUCACCUCGGCUGAUCAGCUAGCGAAUGGAAGCAGUCAGUCGGAUAUCAGUUUACAAAAGGCAGAAGAUGCGCGAUUGGUGUGGGAGCUUCUGGAGAACGACAACUGA